Leguminivora glycinivorella is the source of this 1576-nucleotide messenger RNA. RefSeq lists its product as uncharacterized. Lineage: Eukaryota; Metazoa; Arthropoda; Insecta; Lepidoptera; Tortricidae. The transcript is spliced from 2 exons. Bases 568 to 876 code for a protein of 102 amino acids. The record is from RefSeq and is a predicted model, not a curated record.
UGGCCGCCAUGUUUGGUUUAUGACACUUAGACGGGGAUUUUGUCGUACCAAAGAGUAAAUUGCAAGUUUUUUUCGGCACAACUUGGUUCCUCUACUCGUCGCAAGAUGGCGUUGGCAUUAUUAAAAUAAACAAGAAUGACGUGCAUUUGCGUCGGUGUAGACCCAUCAUGAAAACGUAGAUAUGAUAAUUUUAUAUUUAAAAAAAGCUAACGUGACAUAAAUUUGACAAAUGUCUAAAAGAAAUAUAGUAUCUUCUGUGUAAUAUCUUCUUCCGUGCACGUGUGAUUUAUUGUUUAGUCAAUUUAAAUAUCACUCUAAGUAAGAACUGUUAGACAAAACACUCGUAGCAUAAUUGUAUAUUUCAAUAUAUCACAGCCAUACAUUUUUAUAUUCUUUCAGGUGAUUCAGCUUACCCACAGAGGCAAACACUACUGAUGGAUGCACUGACUUUUGGAUGCACCUGUAGGAUCUCCAGAAGCUCGUUAUACCGCUUUACAAGUUCGAGCCCGCAACUGUAUAGAGCGGUGUUUUGGGCGACUAAAAAUCAGUUGGUAGUGUUUGUCGUCAAUGGAGAAACUGCACUACAAGCCAGCAGCGGCAGCUAAGAUCGUUAAAACGUGUUGUGUGCUUGACAAUAUAGCUAACAAAGCGAAUUGUGAACUGCCUCCGCUGAACCGACACGAAGAACAGGAGCAGCAGCAGGAGCAGAGAUUAGCGGCGGAGUUUGACGCCCGUCAGCAGAAUGCUGAUAUUUAUUUGGCAAUGGCUCCUGACAGGUGUUGGCUAAACAAAGAGCUGCAGCUGGGUCGCGCUGCUCGUCAAGCGCUUGUCCGGCAGUUAGCAAAUUAUGAAUGCGGAGCACCUUGCUACUACUAAAAUGGAGAACCCGGACCUGUUAGCGACAUGGAACUGACCAGGACCGUCGUGGGCUCCUCAUGUGCCACCCCCGGAUACCUUUUCUGAUUGUGGUGUUUACAGUACAGUAGUGUACAUAUUCAUGAAAAAAAAAUUGUAGGUACUUUUUUUACAUUUUUAAAAAACGCACUCUGAAUGGUUUUGGAGUUUCGACUUCGUGCUAGAUAAAAACCCCCAGGCAAGAGCAAACAAUUUUUUUUCCUAGCCUAUAUUUGUGACCCACUGCAAAGGCCUCUCUUUUCUUCCGCCACCCAUCACGUUUUGCCGCCUGCUUCGGCUAGCCGCAGCAAAAUACGUCGAGGUCAUCUCGCCUCGUUUUUUUUGGUCUACCUCUGCCCCGACUAGUCGGGUGGUGUCCAGUUAGCAAACUAUACACCCUGUUUCUAUUUUAAAUUAUAUGUGUUGUAUUCUUUUCUUGUACAAUAAAGUGUUUACUUACUUACUUUUUUGAAUUCCGUUAACUUUAAGGGAAGGUUCUUUAGAUUAAAUACGAUUAAUUUCUCAAAAAAGCUAGCGUCUUGACUGUUACGUUUACCGAGUUUGAAAAAAUAAUAGUUAUUUGUUUUACAAGGGGGCAAAGUAGUUGUUUAACUGGACGUGCCAAUAUUGAUACCUGAGCAAGGGAAAGAUUUCAAUAUUGAACCGCGAGCGUAGCGAGUGG